Messenger RNA from Homalodisca vitripennis (glassy-winged sharpshooter), 6300 nucleotides. RefSeq lists its product as uncharacterized. The coding region runs from base 150 to 1217 and encodes 355 amino acids. Gene Ontology annotation, molecular function: sequence-specific DNA binding. NCBI's taxonomy places the organism in Eukaryota, Metazoa, Arthropoda, Insecta, Hemiptera, Cicadellidae. The record is from RefSeq and is a predicted model, not a curated record. The transcript is spliced from 9 exons.
GUUAGCUUUCUAUUGUAGAUUUUAGUAGGCUAUUUAUGUGGGUGUUUGAAGAGUUGUCUAUCUGUUUUAAUUUUAAUUAUUAAGGUACUCUUGAGUUAUAGGCUGUUAUUAUAUUUUGAGGAGGUUAUUCUAUAUUUUUACUUUAGAAGAUGGGAAAGUCUUGUGAGCAGCUACUGCCCCCGUCCGAGGCACUGCCAGGGAUCGGUGAACACUGUGUUGUGUUCCACAAUGGCAAGGGAUUCUAUUACACCUGCAGGGAAUACUCAACUUCAUUUGAAAAGAGGCAGUUUAAGUGCGUGAGGGCGGAGUGUGGGGUGACUGCCACCAUGGGCCCUGAGCUCGGGUCUCCCCUACAAGAUGAUGGAAGUCACACUCACCCUGCCGACUGGGGCUACAGAGACAAGUGUUUGCUGCUACAAACUAUCAAAGAGCGGUUCCUGCGAGACAAUUCUUCAGCUUCACUGAUUUUACAAGAAAUACUGUCAUCGCUGAUUUUUGAAAGUGAAGAGGACAAUGAAGCAUCUUGUAAUUUUGAGUCCAUCACCAUUGAGGAACAAACACCAUUGAAUUUAUUUAAAGUAGAGCCUUGUCUCCUAGAUCCAAUUGAUGAAAACAAUGAAUUGGAAGAAGAGAUGGAUAAACUAUCAACCACUCUACCGCCUACAGCACGGACUUACGGCCGAACUAGGAGUAAGGAGAAAAGGUUGAUAAAACUGUCCCCCACCCAUGAGGAAAAUGAGGAGGAGGAAGAGGAAGUUCAGAGGCCUGAUUUUGUGGCAGUACCAGGGGCAGAUGAACUAUGCAGUAGGCUAGGCACACCGGAGGAUGCAUUAGCUGACAUGGACUACGAAAUUGAAGAAACAAAAUUAAACAGGAAAAGAAAACAGAUGACGUGUGAGAGAGAGGAAUCCCCAUCAAAACAGAUUGGAGUUUUCAAAACAGUGGAUAUGCACUCGAGUGAAGACACAAAGGCGAAACGGGGACGACCAAGUCACUCUCUCAACCCAUUAAGGCUGACUGACAGUCAUUUCCCUGAAUGCAUUCCAGCCACGGAAGGAAAGGAACACCCUACUCGUCGGUGUGUGGUUUGCAGCAGAGUGCGCGACGCAUGCGGCAAGAAGAUCCGCAGGGAAUCCAGAUACCAUUGCCCAGACUGCAACGUCACUUUGUGUGUAGCUCCGUGUUUCCGCGUAUACCAUACCGUUGUUGACAUAUAACUUUUUCAUUGCUACCUGUUGUAGACUAAGUGUUUGACCUUUUAACACAUUACGUGCAUCACAGUUACCGGCGACCGCACGCGCCAUUGUUUGUUUAAGGAUUCAGUGUGGUUCAGUCACUCUCAUAGUCGGUAAAAUAUUUUUACUGCAGUCAAUGUGUUAAUGUUGGUCAAGUGGGCGUGUUAGUCAUUUCAAUAAUCUUCCUUUUUUAAAUACAUAACCAAUUGUUUGUAUAAAUUAUUUAAAAAUCAUGUGUAAUAGUAUAAAUAGAAGUAAACGUUUAGAUAGUAUAAAGAUUAUAUACAAUACAAAACAUAUUAGGAAAAGUUUUUGAGUCUCAUUGGGAAGUAAGUCAUACAGGAUGCCCUCAAGGUUCAAUACCAGGCACUUUAAUUUUUCUUGUGUUUGUGGCUAACUUACCUAAAAGUAUUAAUGCUGAUAACAUAAGAACGAUUCAAUAUGCUGAUGACACAUCAGUGAUUGUCAGGGAGAGGGGUUCUCAAUUGCUGGAUACCAAUAUUACAAACUUUAUCAUAAACCUGAAAACCUGGUUUUCUGGAAAUGCAUUGAAGCUAAAUGAAAAUAAAACGUACAUAAUCAAAUUUGGAAUAUAAACCAUAAAAGUAAAAGCUUGUGAGUUUAAAGUAAUUCUAAAGUAAUUUAUAUUUACACAUGUAUAUAUAUUUAUAAAAUUGAUUGUCGAAAAAAACCUUAUCCCCAUUUUUUGAGCUGAAAUUACUUUUGUAUAUACAUUUACUACCAUUAUAAUCCAUUAAUAUCUCGGGUUAAUCCUUACAGGUGUUUUAAAAAAACCAAAAAAUACAUGUAUUGGAAAAAAAUUAACUAGGCAUAUAAUAAUGUACUUAUUUCAUCAAUAAAAAAACAUGACCAAACCGGAACAUUUUUUGCAAUAUAACGAGACCGUCAAGUGGUUAAAAAUGAAGUUGUAGUUUACAAGGAUUAUUCCAGAGCCUUGAAUAGUUUAUCACAUGAAGAUUAUUGAAUAAAUUGAAACAGGUAUGGAUUAGUAGAAUUUAUUGAAAAUAAAGUCAUUUCAAUUCAAUUCAAAUAAUCUUUAUUCACAUUUGUACAUUGAAAUACAAUAAAUAGUGCCACAAUUCAUCAGACUAUAUCUAAAUAUGUUCCAGAUAUAAUUUUUAUCUAAAACCUUAUAGUUAAAUGUCCAAAUCUAUGCUUUAAUACCUUGUCGAAAACAUUUUAAAAUUUCAAUUAAGUUGCAUGUUGUUUCUUAGGCUAUAAAAUUCGUCAAAUGUAUAAAAAGCAUUUUUAAGCAAGAAAUUCUUUAGCAAUAACCUGAAUUUUUUCUGAUCAUUUAUUUCACCAAUUUCUUUUGGAAUAAGAUUUAAAAACUUUACACCAUUAUAUGUGGUUUUCUUCUUAAACAAUUCUAAAUUAUGAUUAUCCAAAACUAUUUUAUUUUUAUUAUGUGUGUCGUAAUGGUGAAUAUCAUUGUGUGUUAAAAAUUUUCCUAAAUUAAUUUUGACAUAAAUAAUACAUUCUAAAAUAUACAGGCUAUGAACUGUUAAAAUUUUUAAAUCAAUGAAAUGUUGUCGUACCGAGUCAUCAUUAUGUAAAUUUAACAUUGCUCUUACAGCUCUUUUUUGGCAAAUUAAAAUUUUAUGGAGAUUUUGGUUGGAUGUACCUCCAUACACACAUAUUCCGUAAGAUACAUGCGAUUGAACAUGAGCAUGAAAUACACUUUUUAAUACAGUUAGAUUACAUAAGUUAGACAACCUUUUUAGAGCAUAAAUUCCAGAAUUAAUUUUAGUUAAGACAUGGUCAAUAUGCUGAUCCCAACUCAGAUGGCUAUCAAUGUAAAUACCUAGGAAUUUGGUUUUAGGAACUUGGGAUAUGACCUCAGUAUCAAUAUGAAUUUGGACUUGGCUAUCUUUCCUAUUUUGUUUUGUUGUAAACAACAUGUAAUUAGUCUUUUGAGCGUUUAAGAUCAAAUUGUUAUUAAAAAAGAAUUCUUGUAAUUUUGAUAGUUGAAUAAAAGAGUUUAUUUCUAGUUCUGUAUCUGUCUUUGUAGAGAUAAUAAGAUUGGAGUCAUCUGCAGGUAAAUGCAGAGUUGGUUUUUUGUUUGGUUAAUUUGACUAAGACACCUAGGCAUGUAUUUUAUGUAGCAGAUAAAUAACAAUGGGCCUAAAAUUGACCUUUGGGGUACCCCAUACUUAGUUAUUUCUGGUUUUGAUUUAUAUUUCAAAAUUUGGUUGUUGUUUACUUUGGCUAUUUCUACAAAUUGUCUGUUUGUUAAAUAGGAUUCAAACCACUUUAAAUAAUAAUUUUUUAUUCCUAAUUUGUUCAAUUUUUGUAUCAUUUUAAUGUGGGAAAUACUGUCAAAAGCUUUUGACAAGUUCAUGAAGAUUCCAGCUACUUUAUUUUUCCUAUCCAUUGAUUCGAUAAUUGAUUCUAUAAAGCAAAUUAAAGCAGUAAUGGUAGAUUUGUUUUUUCGGAAUCCAUGUUGUUCAAAGUCAAAAAGAUCAUAUUUUUCUAAAUGUGUCACUAGUCUUAAAUACAUUGCUUUUUCAAAAAUUAUAGAAAUUGAUGGUAAAAUGGAUAUCGGCCGAUAAUUUUGAAUUUCAGUUUCCUCACCUUUUUUAAAGAUUGGUAUCACUUUUGAAAUUUUGAGUUGACUAGGAAAAAUCCCUGAGAUGAAAGAGGCAUUUAUUAAAUGUACUAAGGGUUUUAUUAAGGGGUCCUUUGCAAAUUUAAUGAUUUUAAUGGGGACCUCAUCGUACCCUCUAGACCACUUGUUUUUUAGAGAGUUCAAGAUAUCAUUUACCUCUUUUUCAUCUGAUGGGGGACACCUAAAUUCGGGAAUUUUGGUAGGAGUUAUAUCUUCAUCAUGAGUUGGGGGCAUACUACUUAACAGGUUUUCAAUAAUAUUAACAAAAUAAUUAUUAAAACUAUUUGCCACUUGGCUAGGGUCUGAAACAGUCCCCUUAUCAGACUUUAAAACAUAACUUUUCUCUGCUACCUUGGAUGAAGUUUUCUUUGUUUCUUUAUUUAUGAUUUCCCAUGAGGUUUUACCUAUGUUUUCAUAGUUUUUAAUCUUUUCAUCAUAAAAACUUCGCUUUGCAUUCAUUAAGUUACAUUUAUAUUGUUGAUUUUUAUUCUUAAGAUCUCUCUUAAACAACUCUAAGCCUGAGUUUCUAACUAAUUUGUUUAGAUGGAUGAGAUUAUUUUUCUCUUCCUUUAGUUCUUUAUUUAUUUAUAGACGAUUCAAAAAGGGUUAGCCAAUUUUCUUUUUCCAAAAGUGAUUUAAAUAAAUUCAUGUUAUCUAGAGAGAAAUUUCGUGUCCAAAUUUUUAAAUUUUGAUUAUUUGUAUUGUUUUGAAAAUUCAUUAGUUCUAUUAUUUGUCCAUCGUGAUCUGAUAGUGCAGUUACCACUCCUUCAACUUUUAACUGAUCCAUACUUAUAUUAGUUAUUAUAUUAUCAAUACAUGUCUUAGACGUGGCAGCGACUCUAGUUGGGAAGUCAAUUAAAUACUUCAUUCCAUUUCUUAAAAGAAUAUUCUUUAGCUCUUUUGAUUCAUUUGUAUUUUUAAGGAUGUCAAUAUUGAAAUCACCCAUGAUGAUGACAUACUUUCCUUUAGAUAUAAAAAAUUCAAACAAGUUAUUCAGGCGAAUUAAAAACUCUGAAUUUUCGAAUUGUGGGGUUUUGUAUAUUCCUACCAAUAAAAAGCUAAGCUUGUCUGUUUCAAAUCUAGCACUACAGCAUUCAAACAACUUAUCUUGACACAGUACAUCUAUUUUUGUGGAAACCAGUUGUUUCAUCUUUAAAGUCUCUUUGGCCAAGAUAACUACGCCGCCUCCUGUUGUACUGCUGCGUGUAUAAUUUGUAGUUUGGAAAUAAUUUAGAAGAUUAAAUCGUUCCAGCUCAAUGUUAUUCAUAUUAUGUUCGGUUAAAACUAUUAUGUCUGGAUUUAAUUCUGUCAAGAUAACUUCUAAUUGCUCUCUGCGUGACUGUAAAUGUUGAAUAUUUUGAUGGAAAAGUUUUAUAUUUUUGAGUUUAUUAAUUAUUUGGGUUUUGUGCAAUAAAUUUUUUGGAAGUUUAUGAAAGUGUUCAUAUCCAAUUAACAAGCGCGAUAUUUCGAACUUAAAUAUUUAGCAAACAAUUAGGCAACAAAGGCUGUUUUGUUGAGACAAAAAAGAGCCAUAGUAUUCCCCAGGUGUUUAUUAUUGGCCCCUUAAUAUUUAUUUGUUACAUUCAAUUCAAUUAAAAUUAACUUUUACUAUUCAGGAUACACACUUACAGUAUAAAUACAGAAUAGCGUUGCUAUUAUAUUACAAUACGUCUAUUUAAUAAGUAUAUAAAUCAUUAAAUCAAGAAGUUUACCUUAAAAUUAUUUAAAUGGUAACAUUGAUUUUACAGUUAUGCUACUAUUUACAAUAUGUAUGAAAAUCAGUUGGUCUUAAAUGAAGAAAAACAAGUACUUUUAUAUUUGGCACAAAAGAAAAAUCAAAUAAAAAUUUUCCAAAAUGUUUGGGCCUCUUGACCCAACUCUUUGUUGGAAUCAACAUAUUAUUGGCCUCAAAAAGAAACUAUGUCCGAGUAUUUUUGAAAUAUUUAUAGUACAAAAUAAGACAUAAGAUUCAUAGUAGGAACUACUAAACUUGAACAUUGUAGAGAAUUAUUUAGAAACCUCAGAAUUAAUACUUUGUUUUUCCUCUACAGUAUUGAAUGUUUGUUAUAUUUAAAAAAAAGUACUUUGAGAAAGAUCAAUUAAGAAAUGAAAUACAUUCUUAUGAUACUAGGUUUAGUUGUAUUGUUGAUGUACCAUCUAAUAGGUUAAACAAAAGUGUUACAAGUCGUUUGAUCAUGUCCUGCAAGUUAUUCAAUAAAAUUCCUCCAACUGUAAGGCAGUUAAGAUACUUUUAAGUUUAAGAACAAGAUUAGUCAAGUUUUUCUUAAACAAGCAUUUUACUCAAUUAGUGAGUUUGUAUCUGAACAAUUAACUGAAGAAGACUUCUUGUCAUAAAUCCCAAUGUUGCCUAUUAUUGUGACUUGCCUUAUACAUUUGUAAUGAAAUGUCUCUUUGGUGAAUAAAUAUUCUAUUAUA